CAGUGAAGAAGAUUAAAGAAAUGGGAAGUACAAAGGGUGCAAGGUGGACUUUUCCAGAAGAAAUAUUGAUGAAUUUUGCUAAAGAGAAUUUCCACAAGGAAGAAGGACGAUUUGCUUUUGCAAUUGUCAUAUAUGGUACCGUGAUUUUUCCAUGUGCUGGUGGAAAUAUAGAUAGAGGUGUGAUUAAGAUGGUUAAUCAUGUUAAGCAUCAAGCGACUCCAGUGCCUGCCAUAUUAUGUGAGACUUUCCGGUCCCUUAAUCACUGUCGUGUUUCUACGGAAGGGAGGUUUAUUGGGUGUGCUCAGUUGCUUGGGAUCUGGCUUAUUAGUCACCUAAAGUAUGACAAGACAGUUGGGGCUCCUUUUGUGCAGUUCCAAAAGGAUGAUUGUCAGUUGAGAGAUCCUAUUAGUGAUUUCGAAAAGGCAAGAUUGCAGCCUUUAAAGCCUUCAAUGGAGAAGUGGAGUUGUUUUUUGUCUAGUUUGGAUGAAAAGAAGGUAUACAUGAGAGCCCUAUGGCAUAAAACAGACGGAUUGAUUUAUAGGUGUGGUGAUUUCGAUUGGGUUCCACUUAUAGGCCCUUGGGGAAUUACAAGUCAGGCACCGGCCAUGUUUCUCCAACAAAUAGGUGGGAAUCCAUGUAGACCAGUCACUUUUCAGUUGAAGGAGUUUGAAUUCUCCCUUGAAGAGGAAAAAGCAAAGGCGUUAGUACGAAAGAUAGUGGAGGCUUGGAGUGCCCCUCAAGGAGUAAGAAAAGGUCCGCGAAAUAUUUAUGGAACUGUUCAAUACAAGGCAUGGCACGCAAAAAGAGGAAAAUCUUAUACAGAUUAUGAUAUGUCUGAUGAGGGAAGAAGGAAAGGAAAAGGAAAGUUAGGUGGAGGAGAUAAUGGGGAAGAAAAGCAUUCUCAGGAAAAUGAAGCCAUACUCAAGGAGGUCAUUGAGGAAGAAGAUGAAGAUGGAAGGGUUUCUUAUCCAGAUUUUGUCCCAGACAGAGGUGAAGAAGUAAUGGUGGAAGAAGAAAUUCAGGAAAUGGAUGGAGAUUUACAGAUGGAGGACACAUCAAGUGAUGAUGAAAUGGUUAGAGGACCAUCUGGAUAUCCUGACAAAGAGGCGAAGAUAAUGUGGAAAAUGCUGCAAACUAUGACUGAGAAAUAUAAAAAGUAUAAAGGAAAGUUUAGAAGGAUGAAAGCUGAGUUUGUCAAGAGCAAGAAAAUGAAGCUGCAAGAAGAUUUGCAAAUGGAAAAAGAAAGGGGCAAUCUUCAGGAAGAGUAUACCAAGAUGAAAGAGCAAGUGAGAAGUAUGAAAGGAGAACUUCAAGAGGCGCGAAAGGAAAUUACUCAAAUGAAGGGAACAAUUGUGACAUUGGAGGAGUUAAGCUACAAUGCUAAGAAGGAGAUAGUUGACAAAGUUGAUAAGUUAAAGAGGAAUAAGGUGGAGAUCAACUCUCUGAAAGAACAAAUGGAGUAUGCCAUUUCAGAAAGUCAAAAAUUCCAGAAGUUGUAUGAGGCAGACGAAGAUUUCAUUCAGCAAAAAGAGGCAGAGGUAGAAGAAUUGAAUCAACAGAAUGAUUUCUUACAUGAUGAAUUGAAUGAAUUUCAACAGAAGCAACAAGGCAUAGAGGACAAGAUCAAGUUAAUUAUGAGUCGAGCAUUGCAGUUAUCAGAAUGGGCUCACAGCUAUGAAAAACGGAAAAAUCAUAAAUAAUCAUAGCGCCCAAGAAGCACCAUCGACACCCCUAUCAGACUCGCC
Molecule: messenger RNA, 1745 nt
Organism: Tripterygium wilfordii
Lineage: Eukaryota; Viridiplantae; Streptophyta; Magnoliopsida; Celastrales; Celastraceae
Exons: 2
Coding region: 21-1700 (559 amino acids)
Source: RefSeq, a predicted model, not a curated record